Messenger RNA from Agelaius phoeniceus (red-winged blackbird), 1622 nucleotides. NCBI's taxonomy places the organism in Eukaryota, Metazoa, Chordata, Aves, Passeriformes, Icteridae. The record is from RefSeq and is a predicted model, not a curated record.
GCUGUGCUUCCCGGCGGGGGAGGCCGUGCGGGACCGGGAAGGGCUCUCGGGGUUAAUUUCCACUCCCUGCCCUGGGUAGGGAUGGCAUUUCCACUGGAUGCCCUCCACGAGAUCACGCUGCUCUGUCCAGCCUGGCCUUGGGCACGGCCAGGGAUCCAGGGGCGGCCGAGCUUCUCUGGGCACCCUGUGCCAUGGCCUGCUCACCCUCACAAGGAAGAUUCCUUAUGGAUAUCCCGUCCAUCCCUGCCCUCCCCAGUGGGAGCCAUUCCCCGUGUGGAAUCCCAGCACGGUUCGGGUCAGGAGGUGCCUGUAGCCCCCACAGUUCCCCCCUGUGGCUGAGUGGGGGGGCCGAGGUGGGGUCGGGACAAAGCCAGGUGUGUGUCCUGGUGCCAAGGUGGCCUGUGCUGUCCCCAGACCGUGCCCGGGACACGCUGACCAACGAGACAGUGGCACUGAAGAAGGUGCGGAUGGACAACGAGAAGGAUGGAAUGCCCAUCAGCAGCCUGCGGGAGAUCACCCUGCUCCUGCAGCUCCAGCACCCCAACAUUGUGGAGCUGAAGGACGUGGUUGUGGGAAACCACCUGGAGAGCAUUUUCCUGGUGAUGGGAUACUGCGAGCAGGACCUGGCCAGUCUCCUGGAGAACAUGCAAACGCCCUUCUCAGAGGCUCAGGUGAAGUGCAUCAUCCUGCAGGUGCUCAAGGGCCUGCAGUACCUCCAUGAGAACUACAUCAUCCACAGGGACCUGAAGGUCUCCAACCUGCUGAUGACCGACAAGGGCUGUGUGAAGAUAGCUGAUUUCGGCCUGGCACGCACCUAUGGGAUGCCCCCUAAGCCCAUGACCCCCAAAGUGGUGACCCUGUGGUACCGCGCACCAGAGCUGCUGCUGGGCAUGACCACCCAGACCACCAGCAUUGACAUGUGGGCUGCUGGCUGCAUCCUGGCCGAGCUGCUGGCACACAAACCACUGCUGCCAGGCACCUCUGAGAUCCACCAAAUCGACCUUAUCGUGCAGCUCCUGGGGACACCCAACGAGAACAUCUGGCCCGGGUUCUCCAAGCUGCCCCUGGCCACGCAGUACACCCUGCGCAAGCAGCCCUACAACAACCUCAAGCACAGGUUUCCCUGGCUCUCGGAGGCUGGGCUGCGACUGCUCAACUUCCUCUUCAUGUAUGACCCCAAGAAAAGGGCCACGGCCAAGGACUGCCUGGAGAGUUCCUACUUCAAGGAGAAGCCCUUGCCCUGUGAGCCGGAGCUGAUGCCCACCUUCCCACACCACCGGAACAAGCGGGCGGCCAGCACGGCCGGGGAGAGCCAGGCCAAGCGCAGCAAGCCCUGAGCUGUGCCCUGGAAUGGGCCUGAUGUGUCCUGGCUGAGGGGGAUUCUCUCAGCCCAACAGUCCCAGCGCCAUGGGGACGGCUCCUCCAUCCAUCUGCCCCUGCAGGACAGGGCAGGCUCCAGUCUGCAGCUGGGCAUGCAGGGCCCCAGAGAGAGGAGAGAUGGGGCCCAGGGCUGCCCAGGCUUGGCAGGGUCAGGUUUGUCCCAGGCAGGUCCUGGUUUGUGCUGUCUGUGGGGGGAACCCCGACUCUGCCAUUAAUAAAAGCAUCUGGCAGUGGCAACAUUA